Messenger RNA from Archocentrus centrarchus (flier cichlid), 1453 nucleotides. RefSeq lists its product as uncharacterized. Bases 226 to 1215 code for a protein of 329 amino acids. The transcript is spliced from 9 exons. Gene Ontology annotation, molecular function: protein binding. Lineage: Eukaryota; Metazoa; Chordata; Actinopteri; Cichliformes; Cichlidae. The record is from RefSeq and is a predicted model, not a curated record.
UCUGGUUGCAAGAAGGCUGUGGGACAUUAACAAGGCAUCUGCCAGUUACACCCACACUAGAAGUGAUUCAUUUCAAAGCAGACGGCUGAUAUUGCGACUGUUCCAGGAUAGAGCUGCCUAUCUGUGAGGACACAGCUUAUUAUUAUUAUAAUAUACAGAAGCUCUGGGACUUGUUGGGAACAUUUAAAACAUACCAACAGGGAUCGAAGUCAAAAAGAAGUAAACAUGUCAGCGAUUUCAGUCGAAGAGUGGAUAAAAGCUCUGACUGACAUCCUCGCACUGCUGGAACACAAAGAAUACAAUAAGUUCUUGGAUUUUAUUCGGGAAAUCUCCAAAGGAGAUUUCCCGAAUAGAUUUCCAACAAGGAAAUCAGAGCUGCCCAAAAAUAUCAUUAAGUAUUAUGGAGUGAAUGAAUCUAUCCAGAAAAUCAAAGAUGCAAUGGAUCAGAUACCGAGGAAGGAUGAUGAAGUCCAGAACCUGCUGCACCCCUUUGUGGCCAAACUGGAGAAUACAGAUGAACCGAGGAGCUCUGAGCCUCAACAGGAGAGAGAAAGCCACUUAUGGGACAUCCAUGCUGUGCUGAGAGAGCUGACUGCCUCAUUGGCUGAACAGAAAGUGAAGAUUGCAAACCUGGAAAAAGAGAAUCAAGAGCAGGCAGCAAACCUGAAAGAAGUGGCGAGACAGAAGACUGAGAUCGACCAGCUGAAGCUGCAGUCCAAAGAGCAGGUAGCAAAGCUGGAGAGUCAGAAGACUGAAUCGGAGAGUCAGAAGACUGAGAUCAACAAGCUGAAGCAGCAGCUACAAGUCAAACAGGUGGCUUUCUCAGCCUCUCUGCUGGAUAAAGGUGAUGGAGAUACUGGACCUUCUAACACAGAGAUUAUUCUGAUCUUCAAACAUGUUGUCACAAACAUUGGAAAUGCCUACAAUCCACACACAGGUAUUUUCACUGCACCAGUGAGAGGAGUCUACCACUUUGAGUGGCACCUACAUGGACAUGGAAACGUUCCUACAGGUGCUGUGUUGUUUAGGAAUGGACAGCACAUUUUUAUUGCAUAUGAACAUCUAACAUCUGGUGCUAUGAGUGCCUCUAAUGGAGCGUCAAUGCGUCUAGAGGUUGGAGAUCAGGUGUCUGUGCGUCUGUGGGCUGGUGCAAGGAUACAUGACAGUCACAACCAUCAUAACACCUUCAGCGGUCAUCUGAUUUUCACCAUUUGAGAGGUGUGACAACUCCAAAACUUCCUGUUUAGACUGUCUUGUGUGGGUGGAGCUUAGCCAUUUUUAGAAGUAAAACAUAAAGUAAAUCACCUGCUGGAAUCAGUUUCUUGCUCUCUCUCUUUCUGGUUGGGUUUUUGUUUUGUUUUUAUUUGUUUCUACUUCUCCUCUGAUUCUACUGACUCCGAUAAUCGACGACUUCUUGUUAUCUGUGAUUUAAAUAAAUCCAGUUCAGUGCUCA